Molecule: messenger RNA, 1644 nt
Organism: Aspergillus thermomutatus
Lineage: Eukaryota; Fungi; Ascomycota; Eurotiomycetes; Eurotiales; Aspergillaceae
Product: putative pyridine nucleotide-disulfide oxidoreductase
Exons: 1
Coding region: 1-1644 (547 amino acids)
Molecular function (GO): NADH dehydrogenase activity
Source: RefSeq, a predicted model, not a curated record
AUGAAGCCCGUGCAAUCGUCGGUUCUGCAUGGGAGCAGACGGAUACACAUACCAUGGAUGCUACAGCGAGUACCGGCAGGCCAGAGGAACCUAGCAACACAAGUCGAACACUCCACAGCCUUCCCUGACGAAAAGCAAAAAGACAGAGGUAAGGGGCGGGUGGUCAUCCUCGGGUCCGGCUGGGGAGGCUACAGUCUCUCCCGGCGGCUAUCGCCCACCAAGUUCGCGCCGCUGAUCAUCUCGCCGCGGUCGUACUUUGUCUUCACGCCGCUGCUGACCGACGCGGCGGGCGGCUCGCUCGACUUCUCGAACAUCGUGGAGCCCGUGCGGGAUCCCAGGGCGCGCGUGGAUUUCAUCCAAGCGGCGGCGCGCGCGGUCGAUUUCGCCCGCAAGACGGUCCUCUGCGAGGCGACGGUCGUCAAGAGCGGCGUGACGGAGUCGCCGCGGACGGGCGAGGCAGAGGGGGAGGCCGCCGGCGCCACGAGCAGACGAGGGUGGGAAACGGGCGAGACGUUCUCGAUCCCCUACGACAAGCUGGUCAUCGCCGUGGGGACCGUCACGCGGACGUUCAAGACCCCCGGGGUCCGCGAGAACGCGCUCUUCUUCAAGGACAUUGGGGACGCGCGGCGGGUGAAGCGGCGGGUGCGCGAGUGCUUUGAGCUGGCGGUGCUGCCGACGACGUCGCCGGCGAUGAGGAAGUGGCUGCUGCACUUUGCGAUCGUGGGGGCCGGGCCGACAGGGACGGAGCUCGCGGCGUCGCUGCGCGAUUUCAUCUCCCGCGAUCUCAUGCGGCUGUAUCCCGGCCUGAACGGGAUCCCGCGCAUCUCGCUGUACGAUGUUGCGCCGACGGUGCUGUCGAUGUUUGAUGAGCGGCUGGCGCAGUAUGCGAUGGAGACGAUGAAGAAGGAAGGGAUCACGAUCAAGACGUCGCAUCAUGUGGAGGGUCUGCGAUGGGGGGAGCCGGGCGCGGAGCCGCCGUACGAGAUGGAUCCGAAGCGGUGCCUGACGCUCACCACCAAGGAGGAAGGGGAGGUGGGCGUGGGCAUGUGCGUGUGGGUGACGGGCAACGCGAUGAACGAGUUUGUCCGCCACUCGUUGGAGGAGGUCGAGGGCUUUCCUUCGGCUUCGGCGGUGAUCACGCAGGGCAAGAAGACCGAAACACGCGAGGAUGCCUCCUGGAAGGUCAAAAAAGGCCCGACCGGCGCCCUGCUCGUCGACGGCCGGCUCCGCGUGCAACUAGCGAGUACCAACGGACAGACAGCCAUCCUCCGAGACGUCUUUGCCCUCGGCGACAACGCCAUGCCCGAGACGGGGGCGCCCCCGGCGACGGCGCAGGCGACCUUCCAGGAAGCCAAAUGGCUGGCGGCGCGGUUGAACGCGGACGAUAUCGAGCAGGCGCCGCCGUUCUCCUUCCGGAACAUGGGCACGCUGGCGUACAUCGGAGAUGCGAGGGCGCUGAUGCAGCUGCCGCAUGAGGACGGACAGCGCUACAAGUAUCUCCCGCAAGGACUGACGGGGCGCAUGGCGUGGCUUGUCUGGAACUCGGCGUAUCUGACGAUGAGUAUUAGCUGGCGGAAUCGGCUGCGGGUGGCGUUUCGGUGGUUGCUGAACAAUUUGUUUGGCCGGGAUGUAUCUAGAUAUUGA